Sitodiplosis mosellana (orange wheat blossom midge) is the source of this 7547-nucleotide messenger RNA. RefSeq names its product sodium-dependent neutral amino acid transporter B(0)AT3. Gene Ontology annotation, biological process: sodium ion transmembrane transport. Gene Ontology annotation, cellular component: membrane. Bases 1183 to 3288 code for a protein of 701 amino acids. The transcript is spliced from 10 exons. The record is from RefSeq and is a predicted model, not a curated record. NCBI's taxonomy places the organism in Eukaryota, Metazoa, Arthropoda, Insecta, Diptera, Cecidomyiidae.
AAGUGAUUUUACUAUCAUUUUUAGCCUUUGUGUCGUCGUAAUUUUCGCUGAGAUGAAAAUUAUCCCAUUUUAUUUAAGUGAGCGAUGGAUAUGGAAAUAUUGUUUUGAAAAGUGUUUAGACGUUGUUUUUUUUUUCUCCUGUCGAGUCAAGUGUGGUGUAAACAUGGAGAAUUACUUGUUCAAUUCGACGAAAGACUCUGCAUAAAUUUCCAUGGAAUGUUCGUCAAGUAUGAUGAAAAUGGAUUUAUGAUGCGGAAAAAAUAAAUUACAUUCAAAAAUAUGCAGAGCCAAGAUGGAUAUGCAAAUUGUGUAAUGUGAUACGCACACUUAGCAUUCAUGCUCACGUUCCGUUGUGCUAUUUGCCAUUUUCGAGAGAAUCACCUGUGAAUUGACUUAGGGCUAUUUAUUUAAGUGUAUCAACUCGGUUCAUCCGACCAUCACUGUUUGUUGAGCGAUGCUGAUUUUUCAUCCCACGCAAACAAUUCACCCUUUACUAGACCAUUCUUUUUUUCAACAAAUAAUCGUUAUGGAUUAUUUGUGGUUUGAAAAUGAGCCAAAUCACUUAUCAAAUGUUUUACACGACACAAUUUUGCGAAAUUAUUUUGUUGUUGUUGGACUAGUGGUUGAAAUAGAUUUGAGUUGUCAAGCAUGAUGUCAUUUAGUGUGUAAUUUGUGAUUAUCACAUAGUGAUUCAAGAAAAAAGAGACAAAAUAGUCUAGAAAUGUAUCGAAUGUAAGCCAUGCAGCAAUCAAAUUUAUACAAUUAAACGCACAAACACACACGCAUCAGAAAACGCACAGAUCAGCUGGUUAGCAACUGUUGUGGUUGUAGGAGUCAAAGGUCGUCACACCGCGUGCACUGUUUUUUCCCCCAAAAGAAUCGAAGUAAGACACACACGGCAUUGAAUAUUCAAAUCAAUUGUGUAUUUUGCACUGGUAUCCCGCGAAAAACCACACAAAAAUGAAGCGUUCUGUUUAGCAUAUAUCAAUGAACGUAUUCGAGUGUUUCACGCUGGAAUUCAUCGACACCGCAAUCACAUUCAAUUAUUCCAAAAUCUAAAUUCAGCACGAAUCGCUCAAUUUCGAAACGAUACGAAAAUAAACGUAUACAAAGCAAAAGCAAGCAAAGAAGCACACAUACCCAUAGCACAAAACGCACUGCUCACUUUAAGAAAAAUCAAUCAUGGCAAAUACGGCACAAUUAUUUCGUAGACAAAGCUCGAGAGAUUUAAACUCGUACAAACAGCGCAGCAUAGAUAAUUUAGAAUUGAAGGAGAUGCGUGGACGUUUGGUGAGACCCGAGCAUUACAAUCAAUCUCUUUAUGGCGCUACAAAUCCGGCAUUCUUCUCCGAAGAUGCUGAAGACGAAAAAGAGAACGAUCUAUUCCCGAAUAUACCGAAAACGUUGCCCUGCCAAACGGACGACGAAAUCGUGCAAGGAGAUAAACCGGAGGAUGAACGCGAGAGUUGGGACAGCAAAAUAAUGUUCCUAUUAGCAACCAUUGGGUAUGCUGUCGGUUUGGGCAAUGUGUGGCGCUUUCCAUAUUUGGCGCAGAAAAAUGGUGGCGGUGCCUUUUUGGUUCCGUAUUUUACAAUGUUGUUAAUACAAGGACUACCGAUUUUCUAUUUGGAGCUCGCAAUUGGCCAACGGCUUCGAAAGGGAGCGAUAGCGGCAUGGCACGAGGUAUCGCCGUAUUUGGGUGGCAUCGGAAUUUCAAGCGCCGUAGUUAGUUACAUUGUAGCGUUAUAUUACAAUACAAUUAUCGCCUGGUGCCUGAUAUAUUUUCUACAUAGUUUCGAAUCACCGCUCCCCUGGGCCGACUGUCCAACGCGAUUAUAUAAGAAUUUCACGUACGACAUUGAACCGGAAUGCGUUGCAUCUUCACCCACACAAUACUAUUGGUAUCGAUCCACAUUGCAGUCAUCGCCGAGUGUCAACGAAUUCGAAGCAAUCAACUAUCCCGUUGCCAUUGCACUGCUGGUCGCAUGGUUUCUCGUAUACAUUUGCAUGGUGCAAGGCAUCACAUCGUCCGGCAAAAUUGUCUACAUCACAGCGAUUUUCCCAUAUGUGGUUCUGAUCAUUUUCUUCUUUCGUGGCAUCACACUUCAUGGCGCAUAUGUUGGUGUAAUGCAUUUCUUUACACCGCGCUGGGAGUUACUUCUCGAUCCGGUUGUAUGGCUCGAAGCGGGUACGCAAAUUUUCUUCUCGCUUGGCUUGGCAUUCGGUGGUCUGAUUGCGUUCAGCUCAUACAAUCCGGCCAAUAACAAUUGCUAUCGAGACGCAUUGCUCGUUUCGUUCACCAACUGUGGCACUUCAAUGUUCGCCGGCAUCGUUGUUUUCUCCAUUAUUGGCUUCAAAGCCACAUCAACGUAUGAAAAGUGCUUGACUGACCAAAAGGCAUCCAUUGCGGCCAAUAUAACAAAAAACCUACCAGAGUGCGAUCUCCAACGGGAAUUGGAUAAUAGUGCAAGUGGCACUGGCUUGGCUUUCAUCAUCUUCACUGAGGCAAUCAAUCAAUUUCCGGGCGCUCAAUUUUGGGCAGUCUUAUUUUUCCUCAUGCUGUUUACACUUGGGAUCGACUCACAGUUCGGUAUGCUCGAGGGACUCGGCACAUCUCUGGUCGAUAUGAAACUGUUUCCAGGCCUACCAAAAGAUGUUAUUAUUGGAGGUCUAUGUUUAUCAUGUUUCAUCAUAUCAAUUGUGUUCGCCCAUGGUGCUGGAAGCUAUGUGUUUCAACUGAUGGACAGUUUUGCGGGCAGCUACUCCCUUUUAAUCAUCGCUUUCUUUGAGUGCAUUGCCGUUUCAUAUGUUUACGGGAUCAAAAGAUUUGCUGAUGACAUUGAAAUGAUGACUGGCUCACGACCUGCAUUGUACUGGAUGAUUUGCUGGAAAUAUUUGUCACCCGCAGCGAUGAUAAUAAUAUUGUGUGCGUCGUUCAUGGAAUUGGCAUCGAGUGGAAGCAGUUAUCCGGCAUGGAUUGCCGCAAAAGGCAUCACCGAACCGAAAGAAUGGCCACAUUGGUGCAUUAUAAUGGCAAUAUUUCUAAUAUUGGUUUCAGUCAUUUGGAUUCCUGUCAUCGCUAUAACAAGACUUUUGGGCAUUCCAAUCAUCGAAGACACCGAACCGGCUUGGUUCCCGGCAAAUGAGCUACGCGAAGUGCACGGUAUUGUGCCGCAUGAGCCAUCCGAAAUUGAGCGUACACUGUUCUGCAUUCAAGCGGACGGAUCAGAAGGUUUCUGUUGUCCCACGUACACUUUACCUGAAGAAGAAUUGCAGGAAGAGGAGUAAUUCUGUAAGUUGUCAACGCUAUCAAAAUGUGUACCAUACUAUCACAUUCAUUAAAAUUGUUAGUUGUUAGUAAAUGAAGUCACUUCGAUUCGAAUGUAAGAUAAAAUGCCAUUUAAUUUAACUUGGAACGGUUAGUGUGAACGACACAGCGGAAAAGUAAAGAACGAAAAAUGUCGAAUUGGUUGAUGCAAAUUUUAACGAUUAAGCAAUUAUCAAUAAUAAUUUUAAAUGUGCCGAAUGACAUCGAUAAGAAAAUUAUGUUGUAUUCAUUUCAACCAAAAAUAAAGCAAAAGCUAUUAUCAGAAAAUCAUUUGGACAAAUGAUGGCACAUGAACAAAUAUGUUUAGCUUUGCUUGCAAAUUAUCAACAAAAUAUCACAAAUUAGUUAACAGGGAAUGUGAUGCAGAAAUUUGCCAUCCGAAAAGAAGAUGAAACAAGAAAUAGUAAACAACCUGAGAGAUGAUAGCCAACGCGAUGUAAAGCAGACAAAAAUUUGCUCAUUUUUUUUCGAGACGAAAUUAAUCAUUUAUAGACUCGGAUAUUUAUUUUCCGCUUAUUUUCCGCAUGGUGUGAUUCACAUCAAAUGAGGAAAUUUAUCAUUGAAAACAUUUCUGACAAUAAAUAGAAAGAAAAAAUGUCGAAAAUAGAGCGUGUUCACACAUCCUCGACGGCCAAUGGGCAUUAAAAACCGGACAUAUAUAUACAUAUAGAUAUUUAAAAUGAAGCAAGUGUAUUUAUUUUUUUCCCCUCAUUUGAGGACAAAGAUCUCAUUGGUCGUAUCGCAGUAUUGCAUAGAGUAUAAAGAGAAUAUUGAUAUACAAUAGUAAUAAAGUGACAAUAAACCUACGAUUCUAACGAAUGAAGAAAUGACAUGUAAUACUCACAUUAGUAUAUACAUGUAGAACUAAUAAUUGAAAGACUAAAACAAAUAUACAUGAAUCUAUCUAUUUUUAGCUCAAUUUACCGACGAUGAUAAUUCAUGUAAAAUGCACUGCGUAUAGCGCAAUAAAGUCACUAUUUCGGAUAUAAGGUAUUAGAAGCGUAAUAGGGGCUUGAUAAUAAAUGAUUGUUUAGCUCCCACCGUUUCAUAGUCGAUAGAAUCGAUAACUGAAGAAAAACCAAAUACUCUGACAAUAAUUCAUAUGAUAUAUAGAGAAAGUGAGACGACGUAGCGACGACAAUAAAGUGAUUAUUUAUCAAACUCAACCCCUUUUUUUUCGAAGUAAUGCAAUUCGAGUUUGUUUGUUAAAAAAAAAAUUGUACCAUGCAUUGCGUUUCGUUAUUUACUGUAACCGGUAAUUUUUAAGCUGAUUGAUCAAAAUUGGAUUUUUGAGCAAAGGACAAGCGAAUUGAAUGGGCAAUUCAAUUAUUAUUUAUUUAUUUACUACAUCAUCAAAUCACACAAAUGUUCUAAUAUAUUACUUCACCCGAAGAGCAAUAUUGGCUUGAUUUCGUCUGAAAGUAAUCAUAUGUUUUAUGAUACUUUCAUUUUCGUUCAUCUGGUGGUUCAUCAAUAGUUUCCACAGUUUUGUUUUGACACUUUGGUCCAAUACAUUUCUCAUAAGAGUUGAAAUAGACUUUUUACCUAUUAGAUUUGUUGUUACAUUCAGGGUCAAUGUGCCGAUGUACACUUUCGCUUAGUAUCCAAAACUGCAACAGCAGGAAACUAUACAUAAUUUUUCUUGACCAACAACAAGAUAUUUGACAAAGAGGGCGCUUUCUUAUGGACAUUUCUAUGUACAGCUGUUGGCGCCCUCUUUGGUAUGUUUUAAGAACUAAGAAAGUUUCCUAUCAUUGCAAAACUGUUUUCGGAACAUGAACAGCUACCCUAAAAAUGUUUCAAUUUUAUGCUUUUCCAAAAUAUCAAUAUUGUUGGCUCAAAUGUCCAUGCGUCCUGUUGCUAAUGCCCAGCCAAAGUUGCUCACAUUGACGUUUGCAUCAAGUGUUGUUUUGUCCUGUUCAUUUUUUUUCUUCUAAUUUUAAGAAGUUCCAAAUUGGAAAUUCAAACAUUUAUAUCACUAUCUCAAUGUUUAUGUUGAUAAAUGAAUAUACAUAUGAAGCCAAUAUUAAAGUUGACAAAAUUAUACAUACCAAAAUGAAUAAACAUAUAAUUCAAUGAAAAAUUAUAUCUAUAUCUACAAUACAGAGACUCUAUAUAUAUAUAUAUAUAUUAUAAUGUUAUACAGUGAAUUUAUAGAUCGCAUAGUUACUAUAUUUAAAUGGUACUGUUUUACUCAAAUUCAAUUAGAAUUUAUCGAGAGAAUCGUUGAAAUAAUAUCAAGGAGUCGAUAUUUACUGGAUGUGUAAGUGGUGAUGGGAUUUAUCAAAAAACAAUGACAACCAAACUGUCAAUGUAUAUGCAUGUAUAGGAUAAAAUAAAGUGUUUUAUCAGAUAUAGACUAUAUCACCACCGGCGUAUAGUUCAAAACUGAAAAAUUCAAACGGACAAAACCAAUUGAAUUGAAUUAAAAAACUACGAGUGAAAUUGAGUGUCGAUCAUAUCGAAAAAAAAAAAAACCAUUGGUUUAUCGAAUGUUCAACAACGAUGAAUAUCUAUGAAAUAUUGAUUUCUGUCGCUUGUGACAGGAGCCUCAACAUACACAGACAAAAGCACAUACUACACUCAACCAAUCGAUCAAUCAAUCAAUUAUUUUAAACAAAGUGAACGAACUUUGGCUAAUUUAAUCAGGUUCCGGUAUUUUCCCAAAUACGCAUAAGCUUCCGAUUAUGGGUGGCCGGCUGCAUCAAUGCUGCAUAAACAAUAAAUGGGAACUAUUUUGUGACAACCCACACAGUGAAUUGCACUCAUAUCUAAAUUACGACUCAUUGAAAUUGCAUGCAUGUUUAGGCGUUUGAAAGUGUAUGGCAGACAAAAAUCGGCACCGUCACUUCUAUUUGAUAUUUACUUUGCCUUUUUCAAGUUCAUUCACCACCUUCAUUCAAAAUUCAAUGUCGAUUUUCCAUCACAUGAUUUUACAGCAGCAGCAGCAGCCCGAUAACUGAGUAAAUAGUUUCGAAUUAAUUUAUUCGAGCCGCUAGACUGAUUUUUGUUUGUUCUAGUUUUGAAAUCCAAAGACAAAAAAAAACGAGUAAUGUUUCAGUUAAUGAACUCUCACGAGUGAGGGGAAAGUCUGUCGAAAUGUGUAUACGAUAAAUGUCCACAGCGAACAUUGAUUUCCUCACCGCUCUGUCAUGCAGGUAAUCGGAUUAUUUGGUAAUAAGUUAAUAUUUGGUUAUUAAGUGAAUUAAACCUAAUGUUUUUGGAGAACCGUUUACAUCUGUGGCCACUGCUCUUCAUCGUCGUCGUUGUCAACUGCAUGCCCAUUAGUUGUGACAGAGACCGAUACACUAAUCCUUUGUCACGCUCGUUAUGUUUGUCGUCAUUUCGGUUUAAUUUUUUCAUCCAUGAUGCCAUCAGCCGUUUAAUAAUAAUGAACAAUGGACGCCCAAGAAACUACGAGUUUUUUUUUUUUUGAAAAAGGGUACCAAAACUAAGCCUCAAAAGUGUCGAAUAACACACGGAGCAGUAACAAUUAUAGACACGAAUCUAAUUCGUUCUAUGAAUUAAAUUGACGGUUUCUAUCGAAACGGAAUGUUACGUUGGACUUUUCCUUAAGACAAAGAGGAAGCGGAGGUGGAGAGGAAGUUGUUGCAUGCAUUAAAAACAUUAAAAUACGUAGACUAAACUAUUUGAUUAAAAAUUGAUGUUUCCAGUCCGUUUUUUUUUUCUGAGCAAUUUUACAUUAAAUAUAUCAUAUCAAUUUGAAUGUGUAUUUAAAAUCACAAAUUUUUCGUCGGAAUUUUCCGUCACAUUUUUUUUUUCCUUUAAGCAAAAAGUCAAAAAGUUCAAAGUUAUUAUUGAAUCAAAAAAAAAAAAAAAAAAAAAAAUAAUAAUAAUCCACACAAUUUGAAAAUGUGUGUGUAUGUGUUAUUCAAAUUUUGAAGUAUUUUGAAUGAAAUAUUUGAGAACAAAAAAAAAUUGAACUAUAAAAAAGAAGAAAACCCGAAGAAGUAGAGAAAAAAAAACAAAUUCGAUAAGAAACUAUCGAUCUCAAUUUGACAAUAAGAUUAAACCUAAAACAAACCAAUAAACCAUAAGCAUACCAAAACUGACAACCACAUUGAUUUAUGAACAAAGAUUAGAGAAAAAAAAAGUUUGAAAUGCCGAAAAAUUAAACAAGCGUUUCACAAAAAAGUGUGUAAGUUAUGCCUACCCAAGAGCAAACAAUAAAUAAAUAAACAAUAAACUCAAAACAUAA